UCGAAUAAAAAAAAAAAAAGAAAUCUAAUAAGGCUAACAUUUCUCUGUCUAUUAAUAAAAAAACUUGGUCCGUCAGGCCUUUAAUUUGUGUCUUGGUCCAAUAAUGGCACGCCCUCAUGCAGUAUGCAUUCCUUUUCCGGCACAGGGCCAUAUCAACCCUAUGCUGCAACUAGCCAAACUGCUUCACCACAAAGGCUUUCACAUAACCUUCGUCAACAACGAGUUUAAUCACGACCGUCUUCUCAGGUCCAGAGGCUCCAAAGCCAUGGAAGGUCUUCCGUCCUUCAAAUUCGAGGCCAUCCCCGACGGCUUAUCGCCGUCCAAUCCCGACGCCACCCAAGACGUCGCCUUCCUUACUGUCUCCUCUACCAACUACUGUUUGGACCCCUUUAGGGAGCUGGUUAAAAGGUUGAAUGACGAUCCAUCGUCCGAAUCCCCUCCGGUGACUUGCAUAGUUUCCGACGGCAGCAUGAGCUUCACUCACAAGGUGGCGGACGAACUGUGCAUUCCCAAUGUGUUCUUUUGGACUUGCAGCACUUGUGGUUUAGAUGGCUACGUCCACUACCGUCAACUUGCUGAAAAGAAUUUGACCCCAAUUAAGGAGCCAAAUUACCUAACAAAUGGGUACUUGGAUACGAUUAUAGAUUGGAUUCCGGGUUUGAAAGGUAUCCCGGCAAAAUAUUUACCAAGUUUCAUAUGGAACUCGGGCCAGGAUGAUGACCCAAAUUAUGUCAUAUCCCAAUUUGCAAUUCGAGAAGUUGAGGCAAUUCCCAAGGCAUCGGCUAUUAUUUUGAACACAUUUGACGAGCUAGAGCCUGAAGCUAUAAAUGCACUUCGGUCAAAGUUUCCAGGAAUUUACACAAUUGGCCCUCUUCAUCUUCUCCGCAAUCAAUUUCCUCUGGGGGAUGAUUUGAAAUCCAUUGGAUGCAAUCUGUGGAAAGAAGAUCCGUAUUGCCUGGAAUGGUUGGACACGAAAGAAGCCGGUUCAGUUGUGUAUGUGAACUAUGGAAGCGUAACAGUUAUGACCCCUGAGCAGCUACUCGAAUUUGCUUGGGGGCUUGCAAAUAGCAAAUUUACGUUUCUGUGGAUAAUCAGACCUGAUUUAGUGAAGGGAGAAUCGGCCAUUUUGCCGCCGGAGUUUCUAACUGAGACCAGAGAAAGGGGCUUAUUGGCGAGUUGGUGCCCACAAGAACAAGUGUUGAACCACCCAUCAGUUGGGUGUUUUUUAACGCACUGUGGGUGGAACUCGACCCUGGAGAGUAUUUCUGCGGGUGUGCCUAUGUUAUGCUGGCCUUUCUUCUCAGAGCAGCCGACUAAUUGCUGGUAUUGUUGCACGGAGUUGGGGGUUGGAAUGGAAAUUGAUUCCAAUGGGGAUAGGAAUGUGAUUGGGGAUCUGGUGAGAGAGAUGAUGGGCGGAGAAAAGGGGAAGGAGAUGAAAGAGAAGGUGAUGAAGCUGAAGAAAUUAGCUGAAGCAGUGGUGGCAUCUCCUGCCGGGCCAUCUUACCUUAAUUUUGAGGAAAUCGUGAACAACGUGCUCAUACCUCCAACAUCAAAAUAAUGUCUCAAAAAUUUAUAUUAUGAUCUAUUCACUGUUUAAAAGUAGGAUCAAAAUCAGCAAGAUAGCUCGGCAAUUUAGGCCUUCUCCUUUGCCUGUCUCUACCAAGUCCACGUUCUGCAUGCAUGACACCUUAUCACCUUUCUCUGUAUGCAUGAUGGCAGAGGUGUAUCAGAACUUGUAUUGGCUUUUCCUUCGUCUUCUUCCCGAGUCUUUUCUGUUUUCUUCUGGAUUGAAUUACAUGGCAGCAAAUGCGUAGAUUAAUGGAAUCAAAUUCCUCUCAAUAAUCACACAUUGUAUGCUAUAAUACUUUACUCGCUAAUAUUUGUAUUCAACAGAAUGGUUAAUAACAGAGCUCUGUGUUACUGUCAAA
Molecule: messenger RNA, 1928 nt
Organism: Ipomoea triloba (trilobed morning glory)
Lineage: Eukaryota; Viridiplantae; Streptophyta; Magnoliopsida; Solanales; Convolvulaceae
Product: 7-deoxyloganetin glucosyltransferase-like
Exons: 2
Coding region: 104-1558 (484 amino acids)
Molecular function (GO): UDP-glycosyltransferase activity
Source: RefSeq, a predicted model, not a curated record